This is a messenger RNA of Miscanthus lutarioriparius, 741 nucleotides long. The record is from the annotation of a GenBank genome assembly. Lineage: Eukaryota; Viridiplantae; Streptophyta; Magnoliopsida; Poales; Poaceae.
AUGGAGAACGGCGGCGAAACCCUCGCCUCCCCCACCGCCGCCGCCGCCGCCGAGAAGGCCGCGCUCAACGGCGGCGUCGCGGACGAGGAGCAGGUCCCCAUCACCCACCCCGCAAAGUCCUACGCCGCGGUCGCCGCCGAGAACCCCGCUCCUAACGGCGGCGUCGCGAAGGAGGAGGAGGAGGAAGAGGGGGUCGCCGGCGCCCACACCGCCGCCAUGUCCUACGCUGCCGUCGCCGCCCGCGCCGAGAUCAAGGACCUCCGCGCCGCCAAGCUCGACCUGGAGGCGAAGCUCGCCGAGGCCCGCCGUGAGAACAAGUCCCUCGCCGAGGAGACGCACCGCAUCGAGGGGGUCUUCAUGCAGGCCCGGGAGGAGGUCACCAUCGCCGAGCUCGCCGCCGCCUCUGCCGAGAAGGAGGUCGCCUCGCUCCGCACGGAGGUCGACCGCCUCGAGGCCCUCCUCAAGGCCGAGAAGGGCGAGCACGAGCUGGACAAGGAGAGCCACGAGAAGCUCGCCAAGGAGGUGGAUGCCGUGCGCCAGGAGAAGCUCAAGCUCGAGGAGGAGAUCAGCGCCCUGAAGGCUUCCGCCGCCGCCGCCACCACCAAGGAGAGGGAGGCUGCGCCGGCGGCUGAGACCCUGAAGGAAGGGGAUAUUGCGUGGCUGGGGAUGGCGGUGGCUGCGGCUGCCGGCGCCGCCGGCACGGCUGCCGUCAUACUGAUCUAUCUCCGCCUUAAGAGGUAA